This is a messenger RNA of Aspergillus niger, 714 nucleotides long. RefSeq lists its product as hypothetical. NCBI's taxonomy places the organism in Eukaryota, Fungi, Ascomycota, Eurotiomycetes, Eurotiales, Aspergillaceae. The record is from RefSeq and is a predicted model, not a curated record. Bases 1 to 714 code for a protein of 237 amino acids. The transcript has 8 exons.
AUGCCGAGACGGAAAGAUCAGCACCGUUGGCGAGACGAAGCUGGAUGGGAUGGGCGGCCGGAUCCACCAAAUCUCUGGGCUAAAAAGAAUUUGGGGAGGGAGGAAGCAAAGCUUUUUGAUGCAUCAAGUUGCCGUCUGGAUGGAUACGAGGUGACGGCGGCUGUUGAUAGAGUGCAGCACCCUGGCCACGGAGACCUGAAACGCCAGACCAGGAUGAACCGGAAUGAAUAUGCAACUAGCGCGAGAGUCAAAACCAGCUCAGAUGAUCUGCGGGCUGAUAAGACACAGAGGCUUGAGGCCUGUCCAGACCAGAUAGAACCCCUCCCGGCGAAACCCGUAUGGGCAAUUUGUAUGGCGCAGGAAGUGUGUGGUGGUGAUUCUGGCCCCAACCGCCACUUCAUCAGCACCAAGGCUGGGCAGCGCAUUCCCAUUGGUAUGAUUGGUAACGGAGUCGCGCGGCCAGAAGUAGUCAGAGGAGGCGGAGAGGAUGGCGGUGGGAGAGGAAGAAAUACCAAAUACACGACAGAAAGACAAAAGAUGGUAUUGACGGGAAGAAACUUUGGAAGAGGCGGAGAAGAGACAAAGAACCGCAAAGGAAGAAGCAAAGAGGCGCACAGGGGAUUUAAGGGAAAAGCAAACUCUCGGUCGGCAAGCAGUGGGGAAGAAAACAAGGUGCUUCGAUGGAUGUUCCUUGCCUGGUGCAGGUUUAGUUAG